This is a messenger RNA of Lineus longissimus, 6377 nucleotides long. RefSeq lists its product as uncharacterized. Gene Ontology annotation, molecular function: nucleic acid binding; zinc ion binding. The record is from RefSeq and is a predicted model, not a curated record. The transcript has 2 exons. Lineage: Eukaryota; Metazoa; Nemertea; Pilidiophora; Heteronemertea; Lineidae. Gene Ontology annotation, biological process: DNA integration. Bases 1240 to 5682 code for a protein of 1480 amino acids.
AUGACCGACCAUGGUGAAUAAUUAUGGUGUUGUAAUAGUUGAAUGGUGUAUAUAGGGUAUUUUAAGAGUUGAAUGGUGCUAUUGUGUGACUGAGUUAUUGGGUGAGUGCGUUGUUGUGUAAAUAUGUUUUAAGUAGGUUUUAAGGUUGGAGUUUUAGCUUUAGUCAGUAGUAGGGUGGAGUUUAGAAUGGUAGGAUGUAUAUUAUGGUAGAACGAAGUUGUGGGUUCCUCCAUUGAGUUAUUAAAGACACCUGUACCUGACUGAACGUGUCGAGUCUGUUUUAUCGUGCGAACCUUUACAUGGCGACCUUCCCAGGACCUCUCUGCGAUGUCAACACCAUGCGGUCACGACAAUAGGCUACAUCACGUCAUUGGUAUAUGAGGAGUAGCUUACGUAUCACUUUAUACAUGCAAAUCAGGAUUCCGAGUCGAUCACAACUUACGGUGGCAAGGGUCCAAGUUCGGAGUGUUCGAUCACAGUGUGUUAUGAUUGGAGUUCAGUAACCGGUGACCUCGAGGGUGCUGGCUUCCUAAGCGCGCGCAACGAUAUCGUUAACAUCUGCUAAUAGUACAUCAGGUUUGAAACGGAUGCAGCAGGACUCGGAGGUUGGCGGACAUUGGAGGAUCAGACUGUGCCUAAUUGUGUAGUCCUUGAUUGAACCUGGUGUGUUAUAACGUGUGAUAUCAUUAUUUCAUCUUGUAUGUGUUUGUAUUGGGGCAGAGAGGUGUAUAAUAUUUCAUAAUUGCUGCAUAUAUUUAAAACUAUUUUAACUGGAGAUUGAAAGACGUGACCACCCUGCGUUUUGAUUUGAAUUUUGUACGCUAUUUAUGUAAUGUUGGUGUGUUAAGAGGAACCCACAUCUUUAGUUACAAAUUUUGAAAGUGGGGUAGAGUUGAGGUGGUUUUGCUGAAGAUAUUAUUGGUGUAUGUAUAUAUGUUCAUUUUAUACUAUAGAGUUUGAAGAUGUUAUGAGUUUGUAUUGGUCCUAGAGUUGAAUGUUUACCAGGAUUGUGGUGAUAUUAUAGUACAGGUCUGAUGAUGAGUGGAAGCGAGUGCGGAUGUUGGUGAAAGUGCGAGGGUAACUUGAAGUAGGGAAUAAAUUCGGUUUGAGUGUUCUGGUUCAGGUCAUUACACUGCACGUCAUUAUAUUCCAGGUCAUUGUGUUUCAGGUCGUAUUGUUUUUUCCACUUAAACUAGAUAUAAUUUAUUUUGUUCUAAAGUUUGGGUGUAACGAGUAAGGAUGGAAAGAUUGAAGGAGCUUACCCAGUUGGGAAAAGAGAUGGGGUUAACCGCCAAGGAUUUGAAGGCAUUUGUGACGGAACAGCAAAAUGCUGAGCGAGAAGAACGGGUGUCCGAGAGGGAGAAAGAACGAGAGGAGAGAGAGGCUGAGAGGAGAGAGAAAGAGAGGGAGCAGAAGGAUCGUGAGCGUGAGGAAGAUAGGAAGGAACGAGAACUUGAGCAUCAGCGGCGGUUGGAAUUAUUACAGGAGCAACAGAAACUGGCAGUGUCAACAGCUAAGACCACCACCAGCACCACCAAAGUUACGCCAAAGACUCCGAGACUUCCCACAUUUGACGAGACAAAGGAUGACAUGGAUGCCUAUCUUCAUCGUUUUGAGCGUUAUGCAGAGGCCCAAUCGUGGGACAAAGACCAAUGGGGUGUAAAUCUUGGGGCCCUGCUGAAGGGAAAAGCAUUAGAGGUCUACUCCCGCCUCUCAUCGACUGAGGCCAUGGAUUUCCAGAAGUUGAAGGAGGCGCUGUUGGUCCGUUUUGAUUUGACCGUGGAUGGUUUUCAGAAGAGGUUUCGGUCAGCCAAGCCAGACGCAGGGGAAACCUUUGGACAGUUUACCACUCGCCUAAGGAACUAUUUAGACCGAUGGCAGGAGUUGGCGAAAGCGAGUGCAACUUUUGAGGGAAUCGUUGACCUGUUUAUGCGAGAACAGUUUCUCCGUGUCUGUGCACCAGAGUUAAAGCUAUUCUUACGGGAGAGAGUCCCAAACUCUGUCAAGGGUAUGGCAAUAUUAGCUGAUCAGUACAGAGAGGCAAGGGGAGGUAACAUCCUGAAUAUUCUUUACCGGCCUAGAGCAACGGUCGGGCCAGAUCCCAGGCAGCCUGAACAAGUAAAGCAGGUCUCUUUGAGGAACACUCCAACUGCUAACAGUGCUGGAAACAGAUCAGAUUCAUCAUUUGGUCAGAAACAGGGUAGCUUUUAUAAGGAUACGAGGAAAUGUAACUACUGUGGUAAAAUUGGUCACAUAGCCAGGUUUUGUCAUACUCGACUUGCAGCAGCAAGUAUGAGAGCUGAGGGACAGCCUACUGAGAUGGAUUCCAGCGGGGGUGAAGCCUCUGAUCAUGAGGUGUCAUACUGUAUGGGAGUGACUCCAACGACGGGUUCAGUUCUCAAUUCCGUCACUGGUGGGAACCCAACCCUCAUAUCCACAAACUGCUCAUCGUCAAUUACUCACACAGGUGGUGGCCUGAAUAGUAUGCCGGUCCACUCAGGGAAAAUUGACGGACAUCCCGCGGUGCUAAGGGUGUUGAGAGACACUGGGUGCAGUGGAGUUGUUAUUAGGAAGGACUUGGUUGAUCCGGCCCGUUACUUAGGAACGACUCAGCGAUGUACCCUCAUAGAUGGAUCGACCUUGACAGUUCCGAUGGCUGCAGUGGCCGUUGACACACCCUUCUAUAAGGGGAAGGUUGAGGCGAUGUGCAUGGAGAAGCCGUUGUAUGACAUCAUAAUUGGUAACAUCGAAGGGGCAAGGGAACCCGGAGACCCGGAUCUCGAUUGGACAGUUGCAGCGGUAUUGACUCGAGCACAGAAAAAGCGUGAGAAGAUGGAUUUGAAGCCACUUAGAGUACCGAAAAUAGUGGGUGAUCUGGAAGACAAGGAAAUAUUCCGGAUCGAACAGGCAACUGAUCCUUCACUUACCAAGUUCCACCAAUAUGCAAAGGAUGGAACGCAAAAGCGGAACAAGUAUGGGGCGGUGACAUCUUACAGAUAUAAGAAAUCGCUGUUGUAUCGAAAGUUUGUUUCGCCAAGAGUGGACAAUGGAAAGGAGUAUCUUCAGCUCCUGCUGCCAGUGAAGUUCCGUGUCAAGGUGAUGUACUUGGCCCAUGACUCUCUCAUGGCAGGGCAUUUAGGCCGCAGGAAGACCUAUCAUCGAGUAUUGGACGAGUUCUACUGGCCUGGGAUACAGUCAGAAGUGACUCGUUACUGCCGUUCCUGUGACCUAUGCCAGCGCUUUAUCCCGAAGGGCAGGGUUCUAAAGGUACCACUAGGAAAGAUGCCGUUGAUGGGUUCACCUUUUGAGCGUGUGGCUCUGGAUUUGAUUGGACCCCUGUUUCCGCCAACUGACAGAGGCAACCGCUACAUCCUUACAUUCAUGGACUACGCAACCAGGUACCCGGAAGCAAUCGCACUACCUAAGAUUGAGACAGAACGGGUGGCGGAGGCUUUAGUUGAUAUUUACAGUCGACUGGGUGUGGCUGAAGAAAUACUGACCGAAUUAGGUUCGCAGUUUAUCGCUGAUUUGAUGAAAGAAGUGAGCAGACUACUAUCUUUCCAGCGAACUACAACUACACCAUACCAUCCCCAGUGUAAUGGCUUAGUGGAGAAGUUCAAUGGAACGCUCAAGCAGAUGCUCAAGAAAAUGUGUGCUGAGCGUCCGAAGGAUUGGGAUAGAUAUAUCAACCCUCUGCUAUUUGCCUACCGAGAAGUUCCGCAAGAUAGUACCGGAUUUUCCCCAUUUGAACUCCUGUACGGACGGUCAGUGCGGGGACCACUGUCUAUACUUAGACAGUUAUGGUCACAAGAGGACUUGGACCAGGAGGUGAAAACUACAUACCAGUACGUGUUCGAUCUGAGGAACCGUCUGGAGGAGACAUUGAAGUUGGCACAAGACAAUCUGAAGGGGGCAGCCAAGAAACAGAAGCAGUAUUUUGACAAGCGCACUAGAGUACGCCAGAUGAGUGAGGGUGAUGAGGCGUUGGUACUGUUACCCAUUAACGCCAACAAGCUGCUGAUGCAAUGGCGAGGCCCUUACAAGGUUGUUAAGAAGAUUAAUGCCAUGGACUAUAGACUGAUGAUGGAUGGGAAAGAGAGGACCUUCCACAUAAACAUGUUGAAGCAAUAUAUUCCACGUGCACGAGAUCAAGUUGCAGUUGUAGUGGAGGAUGGAGAAGAGCAGUGCGCUGUGGUUUUAGAGAGUGUUGAGGCAGAACCCCCAGAGGUAGAGACUCAGCUACCAAGGUUAGAGGACCAAGUGGUGGACAAAGUGGGUGAAACCAUGGAAGAUGUCCACAUCUGUGGUGAUUUGAGGCCAGAACAGAUUGAGGAGGUAAAGGAGAUACUGUGUAGCUAUCAAGAUGUACUAACUGAUUCACCAGGGAGGACUACAGUGUUGAGUCAUGAUGUCCGAUUGACCACGUCAGAUCCGGUGAGAGUUCGCCCCUACCCUAUUCCAUUUAGCAUGGUUGAGGUUGUGAAGCAUGAGAUCGAGAAUAUGUUGGAUAUGGGAGUAAUCGAGCCAUGUGAUUCACCUUACUCAUCACCAGUCGUGAUCGUGAAGAAGAAAGACGGGAGCAACAGGUUUUGCAUCGACUUUCGUCGGAUAAACCAGAUCACAGUGUUCGACCCCGAGCCCAUGGCUGAUGUUGAGAGUAUUUUUGCAAAACUGGCUGGUUGUAAAUAUAUAUCCAAGUUUGACCUCUCAAAAGGUUACUGGCAGGUCCCUCUUACGGAGCAAGCGAAAGAAGUGUCAUCAUUCUCAGUGCCAUUCGGCCAUUUUCGGUUCAAAGUCAUGCCAUUCGGAAUGGUAAAUGCCCCCGCGACAUUCAAUAGACUGAUGAGGGUUGUGUUAAAGGGAGCGGAGAGUGCGGACAACUUCAUGGAUGACGUUAUGUUAGGGACGAUCCCUUGGUCUGAGCACCUAAGGGCAAUCGUGGACUUACUCACAAGACUACGAGAUGCUGGCUUGACGGCAAGACCCUCAAAGAUAUAUAUUGGAUACUCCAGCCUAGACUGUCUUGGACAUGUAGUGGGUAAUGAUUCAUUGGCACCCAUGUUAGAUAAACUGGAGGCUAUUGAGCAGGCUCCAGUUCCAACCACGAAGAAACAGGUUCGGUCUUUCCUGGGCUUGUCUGGAUUCUACCGGAAGUUCAUACCUCAUUACUCCGAAUUGGCAUCACCACUUACGGACUUGACAAAGAAGGGACAACCAAAUAAAGUUGGAUGGUCCGAAGUUCAGGAAACAGCCUUUCGCAAGUUGAAACGGGCGCUUUGUUCAAAGCCCAUUCUGAGACUACCAGCAUUGAAUGAGAUGUUUAUUCUUCGGACAGACGCGUCUGACAAGGGACUUGGUGCUGUGCUGCUGCAAGUAGUGGAUGGCGUGAAGUUACCCAUUGCCUAUGCCAGUAAAAAGUUACUGCCCAGAGAACAGAACUAUGCAACUGUUGAGUUGGAGUGCUUAGCGGUGGUGUGGGGUGUUCACAAGUUCCACAGGUAUCUAUAUGGAGUUGAGUUCAUUUUGGAGACAGAUCACCAACCUCUGACGUUUCUGAAAAGAAACAAGGCUAGUAACAGUAGACUCAUGAGGUGGGCACUGUUGUUGCAGCCCUAUCGGUUCAAUGUGAGAGCCAUUAGGGGGGUUGACAACGUAGGAGCUGAUUACCUUAGUCGGACUUAGAGAAACUGUCUCGAAUCUGAAUUCUGCGAAAAAGUUGAAUCUUUUUGAGAUCCCCUUUUUUCCCCUGAGAUGGGGGAUAUGUAACGAAUUGACCGAUGACCGACCAUGGUGAAUAAUUAUGGUGUUGUAAUAGUUGAAUGGUGUAUAUAGGGUAUUUUAAGAGUUGAAUGGUGCUAUUGUGUGACUGAGUUAUUGGGUGAGUGCGUUGUUGUGUAAAUAUGUUUUAAGUAGGUUUUAAGGUUGGAGUUUUAGCUUUAGUCAGUAGUAGGGUGGAGUUUAGAAUGGUAGGAUGUAUAUUAUGGUAGAACGAAGUUGUGGGGUAAGUUUGUUCAAAAGUUAACAUUGUAUUCGUGUUUGAUAUAUUGUGAUUCAGAUGAUAAGCCUGGUUUCUAGGCUGUUUGAUAUAUUGUGAUUCGGAUGAUAAGCCUGGUUUCUAGGCUGUUUGAUAUAUUGUGAUUUGGAUGAUAAGCCUGGUUUCUAGGCUGUUUGAUAUAGUUUGAUUAUGAUGAUAUAAGCCUGGUGCUUGGCUGUUUGAUGUAUUGUAAUAAGGAUGAUAUAGUGUGGAGUCAUUGAUCUGUGUUAGAUAUGUUGAUUGAAUUGUAAUCCCACUUCUAUUAUAUUUGCAGUUCCUCCAUUGAGUUAUUAAAGACACCUGUACCUGACUGAACGUGUCGAGUCUGUUUUAUCGUGCGAAC